Molecule: messenger RNA, 5321 nt
Organism: Lotus japonicus
Lineage: Eukaryota; Viridiplantae; Streptophyta; Magnoliopsida; Fabales; Fabaceae
Product: disease resistance protein RPV1-like
Exons: 6
Coding region: 61-4638 (1525 amino acids)
Biological process (GO): signal transduction; defense response
Molecular function (GO): ATP hydrolysis activity; ADP binding
Source: RefSeq, a predicted model, not a curated record
AAGAUGACAGCUAUUGUAAAAUGGAUUUUUGAGUGUUGACUGACUUUACUUUCUAGUUCCAUGGCUUCUUCAUCUGCUUGUUCUUCAUCAUAUUCCAAAUCUCCAUCGUUUAAUGUGUUCUUGAGUUUCAAGUUGGAAUUUGAUGAUGAAGCCACCUCUUUCGUCGACGCGCUCAGCGUCUCUCUGACCAGAGAUGGCUUCGAAGUUUUCGAGCACGGCGGGUGUUUAGGUCAGGAGGGAAUCUUCACACCCUCAACUUUGCUUGCAAUCCAGAACUCAAGGAUCUGUGUCGUUGUUCUCACAAAAAGCUACCUAAAAUGUGUAAGAUGUGUCCAAAUGCUGGAGAAGAUCAUGCUGUUGAUUCAGGAAACUGCGCAAAGUAAGAUACUGCCUCUGUUCUAUGAUAUUGAUGUGCAUGGGGAAGGUUUUGGAUAUGUGUCUCCACUGCCUAAAGUCAUUCCUGAGGAUUCAGUAUUGAGUAGAAACCUUGCUGAAGCUGCACAAAUUCUUGGCUGGAAUUUCUCAGCUUUGACUUCACGAAGUGAAGCAAAGGUGAUUGAGGAUAUCAAGGACUACAUUUUCAAAGUUUUAAUCCCAUUUGGGCAUGGGUAUGUUUCAGCCAAUCUCGUCAGAGAAAAAUCUGUGCAAGAUGUGAUUAAAUUGUUAAAUGACGGGUCAAAUUGUCCACUCAUUGUUGAAAUCUGCGGAGAGGGUGGAAUUGGUAAAACAACUAUAGCAAAAACUGUUUAUAAGGAAAUUGGUGAUCUUUUUGAGGGAAAAAGUUUCCUUGCAAAUAUCAAGGAAGUCUGGGAGCAAGAUGUUGGUCAAGUUUAUUUACAAGAACAGUUUCUUUCAGACAUCUUUGAGACAAAAAAUUUGAAAAUGCAGAGCAUUGAAGAGAGAGAAUCCAUAAUGAAGGAAAUGCUUAAGAAUAGGAGGAUACUUCUUGUCCUUGAUGAUGUUAGUGAUUUGGAUCAAACAAAUGUUUUGUGUGGAAAUGGUAACUGGUUAGGUCCAGGAAGUAGAAUAAUGAUUACAACCAGAGCCCGGCAUCCAGUUUCUAAAGUAGCAGACCGAAUAUAUGAAGUGAGGCCAUUGGAUAUUCUUGAAGCCUAUCGGCUUUUCUCAUGGCAUGCAUUUAAAAAAGUAAGAUUUGUAUCAAAGAUGGAAAAUUUGCCAGUAAGUAUUGUCAAUAUGUCAAAAGGGUUGCCACUUGUUGUUGAAGUUCUUGGCUCUUAUUUGUACAGAAGGGCAGAACCAAUAUGGGAAAAUGUAGUAUCAAGAUUGAAACAAGCCGGUCCUAACAUCACUACAUUGGAACUUCUCAAAAUAAGCUAUGAUGAUUUAGAUGCAUUGGAGAAAGAUGUGUUCUUUGAUAUUUCUUGUUUCUUUAUUGGUAAAGAUAGAAACUUCGUUACACAAACAUUAAAUGACUCUGGCAUUUUUGCUGAAACUGUAAUAAAUGUCCUCAUAGAGCGGAAACUUGUGACUGUCGAUGAGAAUAACAAGCUUCAGAUGCAUGAUUUGUUGAAAGAAAUGGGAAGAGGAAUUAUUGUUAAAAAGCCAAAAAGCAAAUGGAGCUAUGAUGUAUUCUUGAGUUUCAGAGGAGAGGAAUCUCGUAGAUCUUUCACUUCUCAUCUCUAUACAGCAUUGAAAAAUGCUGGUAUCAAGGUUUUCAUGGACAACGAGCUUCAAAGGGGAGAAGAUAUUUCAUCCUCACUAUUAAAAGCAAUUGAAGAUUCUAGAAUUGCUAUUAUUAUUUUCUCAACAAAUUACACGGGUUCUAAGUGGUGUCUGGAUGAACUGGAGAAAAUCAUUGAGUGCCAAAGAACUAUUGGUCAAGAAGUAAUGCCAGUAUUCUAUAAUGUGGACCCAUCCGACAUACGCAAGCAAAGGGGAACUGUGGGAGAAGCAUUCAGAAAACUUAUAAGCGGGAUCUCAGUUAGCAAACAGAAGGUUUCUAGUUGGCGGACAGCACUCACAAGAGCUGCAAAUUUUUCUGGAUGGGAUUCGAGAAAUUAUGGAACUGAAGUUGAGUUGAUUGAUUGUAUUAUUGAGACUAUUGCCAAGAAAGUAGACGGCAACACUUACUUAUUCAUUGCUAACCAUCCUGUGGGGGUAAUGUCUCGUGUUCAAGAUGUAAUAGACAUGCUCUCAUCCUUAAAAAGCAAUUCAGAUGAUGCUCUCAUAGUAGGGAUCUGGGGAAUGAGUGGAGUUGGUAAAACAACCUUAGCCAAAGCCAUUUACAAUAAACUUGGCUGCCAAUUUGAGGGUAAAAGUUUUUUGGCAAACAUCAAGGAGGUUUGGGAGCAUAACUAUGGCCAGGUCUAUUUGCAAGAACAGCUUCUUUCGGAUGUUUUGAAAAGAAGAAGGCUUAAUCUGCAUAGUAUUGAACUGGGGAAAACAGUAAUAAAGGAGAGCUUUCACCAGAAAAAGACACUUGUUGUGCUUGAUGACGUGAAUAAGUUGGAGCAGCUACAUGCUUUGUGUGGAAGUAGUGAAUGGUUUGGUCCGGGGAGUUCAAUAAUCAUCACAACUCAAGAUGAACAUCUACUCAAUGUUCUUAAAGUGGAUGCUGUUUAUAGAAUAAAAAUAUUGGGUAAAAGUGAAUCUCUUGAGUUGUUCAGUUGGCAUGCUUUUAAGCAAGCAAUUCCUCCAGAAGAGUACACUGAUCUCUCAGACCAUUUAGUUUAUUAUUCUGGGGGACUCCCAUUAGCUCUUGAAGUUCUGGGUUCUUAUUUGUUUGACAGGCCAAAGUCUGAUUGGAAAAGUGUAUUACGAAAACUUCAAAAACUUCCCAAUGAUCAAAUACAAAAGAAGCUUAAACUAUGCUUUGAUGGUUUGAAUGAUGAUAUGGAGAAGGACAUAUUCCUUGACAUAUGCUGUUUCUUUAUUGGGAAGGACAGACACUAUGUUACAGAAAUAUUAAAUGGCUGUGGACUUGAUGCAGAAAUUGGAAUAAGCACCCUCAUAGAACGGAGUCUCAUUACUGUUGAUAACAAAAACAAGCUUCAAAUGCAUAACUUGAUACGAGACAUGGGACGAGAAGUCAUUCGUGAAGAAUCACCGAAAUAUCCUGAAAAACGUAGUAGAUUAUGGUUUCAUGGGGAUGUGGUGGAUCUUCUAAGGAAGCAAAUUGGAACAAAAGCUAUUGAGGGACUCGCUUUGAAGUUUCCAAAUACUAAUAAAAUUCCUAUCAACACUGAAGCAUUUGAGAAGAUGAGGAGACUCAGGUUGCUUCAACUUGAUCAUGUGGAACUCGACGGAGAUUAUAAGUAUCUUCCGAAAGAUCUAAAGUGGCUUUGUUGGCAUGGGUUUCCUUUAGGAGACAUACCUGAUGACUUUGAACAGAGAAAUUUAGUUGCUAUUGACUUAAAGUACAGCAAACUCAUACAAGUUUGGAAGAAGCCCCAGCUGCUAGAGAAGUUGAAAAUCCUCAAUCUUGGUCAUUCUCGAUGCUUGACACAAACUCCUGACUUCUCAAACCUUCCAAAUCUUGAAAGGCUUAUACUCAAAGAUUGUCCAAGUUUGUCUAUGAUUCAUGAAACCAUUGGAAGUCUAGGCAAACUUCUUUUGGUUAAUUUAAAGGAUUGUAAAAAACUUAACAGUCUACCAAGAAGUAUCUAUAAGUUGAAAUCUUUGAAAACCCUCAUUCUUUCUGGCUGUUCAAUGAUUGAUAAGUUGGAAGAGGACAUAGAGCAGAUGGAAUCAUUGACAACUCUAAUGGCAAUUGACACGGCCAUAUCACAAGUCCCCUCCUCAUUGUUGAGACUGAAAAACAUAGGAUACAUUUCUCUAUGUGGCCACGAAGGAUUACCAUGUGAUGUAUUUCCCUAUCUCAUUUGGUCAUGGAUGUCACCAGUGAACAAUCUCCAGUCCCUUACCCAAGCAUCUGGAGCCAUGCCAUCUUUUAUUUCCUCAGACAUAAUGGAUAAUACAUGUCAUGGUAUAUUAUCUAUUCUUAGCAGCCAUCCAAAUCUUCGAAGUCUUCAGUUGCAAUGCAAAUCAAUUAAUCAUAUACAACAAGAGAAGAGAAGAGUUUUGGAUGCGUUGUCUGUUGCAGAUUGUACUGAAUUGGAAACAUUUCCAAGUGCAUCGAGAACUUUAGAAAUGGGAACUUCUAUAUUAAGAAACCAAGACAAUCAUGUUCACAUUUCAGGGUUAAAGACUUCGUCAGGUAGUCUUUGGAUAUAUAUGGGAGAGCACAGUCAUAGAGAUAUCAUUUUGCAGAGACAAAGUAGUGCGUGUUUUGGUGGUCAAUAUUCUAAUUGGAGAACCUUCAAGGGUGAAGGAUCCUCAGUAUUAUUCCAAAUGCCUGAAGAUGUUGGACAUAAAUUUAAAGGAAUUGCUCUCUGCAUUGUUUACUCAUCUUCCCAUGCAAACAUGGCAUAUAAAUAUCUGAGGAAUGUCUUGAUCAUCAAUCAUACAAAAGCUACAAUUCAGCUCCACAUACGAGAGGUAUUAACCUCCCCUAAAGUCAAAGAAUGGAAGUUCAUAAUGUCUGAUCUAAACCCUGGAGAUAAAGUAGAGAUUGUUGUAGUUUUUGGGGGUGAAUUUACUGUGGACACAACAACAGCCAAUCUGGUGUAUGUUGAAUCAAUUGACCCAAAACCUAUAAUGCUCCCUAGAGGCAGAUAGUGUGAAAAAUAUGAUAACUCAAUUGAGAUUGUCUUGAUGUAUGGUAGGUUUUUUCUAUUUUUAAACGAUCUUAUAAAUAUAUUGUCUUUUUAAGUGAAAGAACAAAAAAACAAAGCAUCACUUAAGAACAUGCAGAUUAGAUGGAGGAGCUUUGGCACAACUGAUGGAGACAUGGAGUUUCUGUCAAGAGACUAUAUGGGCAUGGGUUCGAAUUUUGGUAUUACCACUCUUCCUUGGACAUGCAAUUAUGGAGUUUAAGCAGCGUGUUCAAGCUACAGAACUGAGAACUUUGUUUAAGCAGCAGUGUGUUCAAGCUUCUGUUAGAAACCUAAGUGAUGAAGCAGGCCUUGAUGAUAGCAAGGAUGUGGGCCUUGAUGAACACAAUAAGAAGCCCAAGGUUUGGAGAGUUUACAAGAGGAAGCGUGGGAAGGUUCUACAAGAGACUGAGCUGGCAGAUAUUUGAGGAAGAGAAUAUUAAGUUAGUUAUGAUAUAAGGGGGAGAGAGUAGAAUGAGGAAUUAUCAUGAUUGAUCUUUAUUUUCUGUUAUAGAGAGAGAACUAGACUCACUAGUGAGAGGGAAGCCGUAGUGCUUUUUGGGGUUGAUAAUAGCCUUUAUCAACACUUUUCUAUUCUCUGUUAUCUCUACAAUUCCUUUUCUGUUAAUACAAUUGCAGUUUGUUCCA